AUUUAUAUUCAACGAGGGGUUGUGGAGCGAAAUAGCACUGCCAAGGCAUCCACAUCGGGCGACAACAUAGCUUUCAGACUUGAGAGUAUCGCCGUCGCUAUACGCGUUCUCAACCAACUUUAAUCGUACCCGUUGAGCAUUUAUUGGAUUAUACCAUGCCCGACAGUGGGCCUCGCGUGUCUUACCAUGGUUACGUCCGUUACUCCCUUAGAGUUGCUAUAAUCAUCCUCCCGCUCUUACACGCAAGUCUCGACUCCAGUGUCACUCCCGUCCGCAUAUAAUUCUGCUUCGCUGCAAACUGAGUAGUGUCCCAAUGAUUACCAUCAACAAUCGGGCGUUGUGACACACUAGCCGUCAUGUCAGAAAGCGACAGAUGGGACGAAGACUUUAUAUCAAACCCCCAUCCAUCUCUCCGCUAAAGCCGGACCAUCUACGCAUGCGAUAUUUCAACAAUGACGGCGACGCUAGCUGAUCGAGGUCCUCAAGUGAGUGCUGUGGCUGGUUUGUUCUUCGCUCUCAGCACGAUUGGGGUUAUUCUACGGUGCUACUGUAGGGCGGUCGUUGUCGGGGCCUUUGGCCUGGACGAUUGGUUCGCUGUCAUUGCGUGGAUAUCCUUCACUUUCUUUUGCUCAUUUGCUAUUACUGGCGUGCAUUACGGAACCGGACGACAUGUUGCAGACAUCCCACUAGAAGACAUCCCAGUUGUGUUCAAAUGGUGGUGGGCAUGUGAACCUGUCUACGUCCUGUCCAACAUGGCGCUCAAGCUCAGCAUCAGCAUUUUCUUACUACGCCUCGCCGUCACCCAGGCUUCCCGGAUAAUCAUCUACGUCAUCAUAGGUGUCGUCGAAGCCUACAGCGCCUUCUACUUCCUCCUAUCCGUCCUGCAAUGCCGCCCUUCCUCAUACUUCUGGACGCGGUACGCGGGCGGAACAGGAACCUGUGUCAAUCCGAAAAUCACCAUUGAUGCGACCUACGCCUAUUCCGCCAUCUCUUGUGUGGCAGAUUGGGGACUGGGUCUCAUGCCCAUCCUCCUGAUCUGGCACAUCCAAAUGGACAUGCGCACCAAGAUGUCCGUUGCUGCUAUUCUCUCCGUCGGCGCUAUGUACGUCCCCCCGGAGCCCACCGUCCCCUACCCCUUAAACCCACAGACCACUAACCCCCUCCCAGCUCCUCGACCGCAACAAUCAUCCGCAUCCCCUUCAUCAAGGACCUCGCCAACGUCCAAGAUUUCCUCUACGUCACCACCGACGUCGCCAUCUGGUCCACCAUCGAAACUGGCAUCGGCAUCACCGCCUCCGCGGCCGCGACCCUGCGCCCACUCUUCAAGAGCAGCCACCUAGCGGGCAACUCGGGCUAUGUCCAGAAUAAGGCGUCCGGGGGGGAGACGUUUGGGAUGCGGAAUAAUGCGGGCAAGGCGCCGGGGACGGGACUGACGACGCUGAUUGAGGCUCAUGCGGAUGCGGAUGAGAGGGGGG
This is a messenger RNA of Pseudogymnoascus destructans, 1475 nucleotides long. RefSeq lists its product as uncharacterized. Bases 453 to 1340 code for a protein of 295 amino acids. The transcript is spliced from 3 exons. Lineage: Eukaryota; Fungi; Ascomycota; Leotiomycetes; Thelebolales; Thelebolaceae. The record is from RefSeq and is a predicted model, not a curated record.